UGGACAGAUGCCUCAAAAAAUCCUCAAAUUGAUUUCCAGAAAAGGUGCUUGUGCUACAAAGGCAGCACUUGAUUAAGAGCGUAGAGGCCCCAUCUGGAUUAAGUUUUAAUUUCCCAAAACAAAAAUCUAACAAGCAAAUGAAAUGCGCAGCGAUUUUCCGCCUUUGGCCAUCCGGAUUUGGAUGCACAAGCUGAAAAAGGGCGUGGCCCUGCCUCCGGCCACCCUAGAGAAAUGUUUGGUGACAAAAAUGAGCGCAGAGGCAGCUACCUUGUCGGUGGCAAAUGCGUGUGAAAGAGGCAUUCUGGUGCCACGGACUGAGGGAACCCGGAGCAAACGUGUCAGCCUCGCCUUUUGCCAGAAACUGAACUCCCUGUCGAUACCUGGAAAUGAUCCCUACUGCUACGAGUGCCACCUGCCCGGAGUCUUGAAGGAAUGUCCGUCCUGCAUACGGAGCUUCCACGAGAACUGCCAGCGCAAAGAGCCAGAAAAGCCCAACUACUGUGUACCCUCGGACAAGGGACAGCCGUACAGGCUACCGCAAAACGAAUCCGACAAAGAAGCCGAGAAUAAUCCAAGUGAGGAGUUCACUCAAUCACCGACUCCGGAGCCUCUAUUGGACCACAAUAGUAACAUAAGUCAGGGUCACGUUACUUCGGACACUCCAGAUUUUCUUAAGCACGAAAACUUGGAAUGGGACGAUGAUGUUUUCUUUGUAAGUGAGCGCAAGGGAGCUCGCCAACGAAAACAGGCUAACGUCAAGGACGAGCAACAUCCAAACUUGGAUAGUGAUACUAGUAGUGAGCUGGAAUAUUGCACCCGGUGCCGUCUACUCAAGAUGGCCUCUCUUCACAAUCCUCCGCAGUUGGAUAAACAGGAGCUAGCCUGCCUUCUCAAAUACUCUUGGGGAAUCCACCACUCCUGGCUGACCACAGACGUUUCCAAAUAUAUGGCGAAGAACUGGAACGAUCGUGAUAGGGCGCUGGUCAAACGCAUACUUUUCAAAACCAAGAUACUUGGUUUGGCGGAUAUCGAGCGUAGCAUAGCGGCCAAAAAGUAUAGGUACUUGACAGAGUUUCUUAUGGAUCUGCUUGAUCUACAGCAUAAUAUUGCUGUUUUCUUUGGACCCAAGAGCGUGGAGUAUACUGCGACAAAGUGGCUGUUGAGAGACGUAACGCAUGACAUCCGGGAGAUCCGUCGAUGUCCUGACUGCUUUCGAUAUUCCCACGAGGCCAAUUUAUCAAGCCUUUGGUUUGCGAAGCCUUGUCUUCAGCGCCAUGAGUUGGUAUUUGCCAAACAGACAGGGUCACCUCCCUGGCCCGCCAAGGUAAUCAGCGUGUCUAAACGAAAGCCAAUUAAGUACGAUGUUCGAUUUUUCGGAGGCUCUCACUCGAGAGCCCUUAUCUCUGAACGUGAUAUCAUUCCCAUCGAAUCGGACAUACAGUCGCACAUUAAACCGAAAAACUCCAAGGCGUUGAGUUCUGCCUUACGAGAACUCCAAUGCCACAUGAUAUUGUCCCACUACUCUGCUUCGCAAUUUGGUUUCCAUGCCGAUCCUGCAAUAGCCGAGAAUCUCAUUCAAGUAGCCUUGUCUCACUGCAACGAGUCCUCGGAAACUCCACAAUGGACAAAGAAACGAAAGCUAAACUCCUCCACUACUGAAGCCACUAGCGCCAAUUCUCCAGUGCCCAAUCGAGUCUUGCCGGCACGUCGCUGCUCGAUUGCAUUUCGAAGUGAAGCAUUGCAAGAGUCGCGUUCAAGCUAUGCGGACAGUGUCACCUAUCAGAAUCUGGCAUCUGAAAUCAUUCAGGCAAACGAGGAGUUGGUAAAGUGUCAAAGCGAAUUAGCCAUCAUGCGUCAGAAACUGGAUGCAGUGAAGAGGAAGCGCUGGUGCCAUCUCUGCUUGGAGGAAGCAGCCUUCGACUGCUGCUUCAGUGCGUCUUACUGCAGUGGAGACUGCCAGCGACGGGAUAAGCGACGCCACCAGACAAAUUGUAAAGUAAAACAAUAAACGUUAUAGACAUACGUUA
Molecule: messenger RNA, 2027 nt
Organism: Drosophila ananassae
Lineage: Eukaryota; Metazoa; Arthropoda; Insecta; Diptera; Drosophilidae
Product: zinc finger MYND domain-containing protein 11
Exons: 4
Coding region: 143-2008 (621 amino acids)
Biological process (GO): regulation of transcription elongation by RNA polymerase II
Molecular function (GO): protein binding; transcription corepressor activity
Source: RefSeq, a predicted model, not a curated record